This is a messenger RNA of Ostrinia furnacalis (Asian corn borer), 3110 nucleotides long. RefSeq names its product DnaJ heat shock protein family (Hsp40) member A4-like (gene Droj2). Gene Ontology annotation, biological process: response to heat; protein folding. NCBI's taxonomy places the organism in Eukaryota, Metazoa, Arthropoda, Insecta, Lepidoptera, Crambidae. Bases 223 to 1434 code for a protein of 403 amino acids. The transcript is spliced from 8 exons. The record is from RefSeq and is a predicted model, not a curated record. Gene Ontology annotation, molecular function: Hsp70 protein binding; ATP binding.
CGUCGAAGUUUCUGGAAAAUGUGCGUUUUGCAAUCGACUUUUCUACAAAGUUCGUAAUCAUUUUCAGUCAGACAUUCGUCAAACGUCAUUCAUAGUUUUUUCGUGUGCUGCUGAGAUCGCUCGCAACGCGUGUUACAAGAAUCGAAACCUCGGAGUGCUUUUUGCAAUCAUCUGAAGUAUUUAGAAAAUUUUUGGAUUCAGACUCGGAAAUAAGAAUUCAAGAUGGUCAAGGAGACGACAUACUAUGAUAUCUUAGGUGUGAAAACCAACUGCACUAAUGAUGAACUAAAGAAAGCAUACAGAAAGUUGGCCUUAAAAUACCACCCAGACAAGAAUCCCAAUGAAGGCGAAAGGUUCAAACAGAUCUCCCAAGCGUAUGAAGUACUAUCUAAUCCGGAGAAGAGAAGAAUUUAUGACCAAGGGGGUGAGCAAGCACUAAAAGAAGGUGGGGUUGGUGCCAGCGGGUACUCGUCUCCUAUGGACUUAUUUGACAUGUUCUUCGGAGGAGGCUUUAGUGGCGGUCGCCGACGCGGACGUGAACGCAAGGGGAAGGAUGUUAUCCAUCAACUGUCCGUCACUCUUGAGGAAUUGUACAGAGGGGCUGUCCGUAAACUUGCUUUGCAGAAGAAUGUAAUUUGUGAGAAAUGUGAAGGGCGUGGUGGUAAGAAGGGAGCUGUCCAAACAUGCCCAACCUGCCGUGGUACAGGAAUGCAAGUCCAAAUCCAGCAAUUGGCUCCUGGCAUGAUCCAGCAGAUUCAAACUGUAUGCAGCGAAUGUAGAGGACAGCGUGAGAUCAUUGACCCCAAGGACCGCUGCAAAGUUUGCCAGGGCCGCAAGACAGUGCGUGACCGCAAGAUACUGGAAGUGCAUGUUGACAAAGGAAUGACUGAUGGCCAAAAAAUUGUGUUCAGCAGUGAGGGUGACCAGGAGCCAGAAUUGGAGCCUGGUGAUCUCAUUAUCGUUCUUGAUGAAAAAGAACAUGAGGUGUUCAAGCGUUCCGGCAAUGACCUAAUUAUUCGGUUAAAUAUUGAACUUGUGGAAGCACUUUGCGGCUUCCAAAAAGUGAUAAGAACUUUAGAUGACAGAGAUAUUGUUAUAACUGUUAUGCCUGGUGAGGUCACAAAACACGGUGAAGUCAAAUGUGUACUCAAUGAAGGCAUGCCCAUGUACAAAAAUCCAUUUGAAAAAGGUCAACUUAUUAUACAAUUCUUAGUUAAUUUCCCUAAUCGCAUUCCACCUGAAGUCAUUCCUGCAUUGGAGAACUGCCUACCGCCGCGUCCUAGGGUGGAGAUCCCCGAACUGGCCGAAGAGUGCACGCUGAUGGAUCUCGACCCGGAGCAGGAGAACCGGCGGCGGCGCGCGCACCACGGCCCGGCCUACGAGGAGGACGACGAGCACCCCGGCAUGAACCGCGUGCAGUGCGCCACCAGCUAGGUCGACCUGGCGACCGUUGUGCCGGGGACCACACCGCAUCCGUACUGGACGUCUUUCUUGCAAAUUUAUCCCAUUGGCGUACAAUGUUAAUCUGCUAGGCAACAGUCUGUGUCCUUUGCUUUCAUUACUCAAAAAUACUUAAGGUUCGAGUCCUCGCUAGGUUCUAUCCUACUAAGGGCUGACUUUUAUAUCGUCAGAUACCUCUUAUCUGAAGAAUAAACUUUCCAUUUUGACAUAUUUCCCAUACUGAAACUGUCAAUGUGCCUUAGUUAUUCUUCAGUUAAAAGUUGUCUGACGAUUGUAAAUCUGCCCUAAAAUUCCUAUAACUCACAAUUCCUAUCCGCUAAAAGAAUUAGCGCGUUACGUGUGCAGAAUUAUUUGGCGAGCGAAAAGGCAGGCUAUAGUUAGAUCAUAAUGUGUCAAGUUGGACCGAAUCCCGCGAGCAAAGAUUUCUACGACGCUAUUUCUAGGCGGGACUUAAUUUGGUACUUAAUAAAGAUGUCCAGUAGUUUGAUGCAGUGUUUGUCCUUGGGUGAAGUCACUGGCGACCGCGUGCUCGUCCCGGACUCGCGACCGCGGGUCGACCGGACCACCACAUGCCGAUGGACCUCGCAUUUCAUCUAUCGCGACACGAAUCUAGUAUUACUUAUAAUAAUCGAGAGUGUUAAAGUGAUUAUUUAGGAUAGUUUGCCUUAUGUUCUUAUGUAUGUUUUAGAUAAAUAUAUCUGACAGUUCUUUAGACCUACCAGAAUGAUAAAAUGAAUUUGUAGUGUAUCACAGUGUAUGAGUAAGUUGUGUAUUUAUAGGGCAUACAAUAUUUAACUUCACAAAUUAAUGUUGCUAUUGUAGUUUUUGUUUUAGUAUUGGCAUUUAUUUUAUGCUCUCGUGUUUGUAUUAGGUAUCCAUGUAUAGUUCAAAAUUUUACAGCAUUUGAUUAUUAAUAAUGUUUUUCUUAGCAGAAUGCAUUGCGCGUGGGCAGGGUUGAAUAUUUUAUUGAUUAGGCUACAUGUAUUUAGAUAAGUUAGUCUAUAACAUAAAUGUUAUGUAUAUGUAUGCAUAAGAGAAAAUCGUAAUGGUAAUAGGUGCAAUACCUAAUUAACCUAAAUUAGUAAUACUGCUUUAGACGAACUUCUUGUUCAACACUAAGGUCCAUCGGCGUGCCGUUAGACAACAUAAAGUAAUAAUCGUUUCUGUGAUUUUUAACUAUUUUAUUUAGUUGAAUUUGCGCUUUUAAAUUAUCUUAAAUCUCAUACUUCCUAAUGGUAUAACCUAGUUACAAAUUUAGCUUGACCAAAUUCAUUUGAAUAGUAGAAACCUUGUUCAACUAUCUGUAAAUUAUGCAUCAUCAACAGAAGUCAUGUGUGAUUAUACCGUUUGUCAUGUUAAAAUGGUUAGUACAUUCCUCUUUCAAUCUGUGGUUUGGCUGACCAUAUUAAAGGCAAAGGUUUUGAUUGAUUUUACAUUUUUAUAUAUUUUUGUAAUUUAAUAUUUCCGUAAUUCCAUAUAUCCUGUGAUGGUUGUCUGUGUAUUAGGUACCUGUGUUUUUCUAUUUAUUCUAUUCUUACCACCAUCACGCAAGCCAAACCCAUUUUGAUGGAGGGAACUGACAACAAUGGUUCAUCUUGAAUCUGUACAUCCCUCAUUAUUUCAAUAAAUAAAACCUUUUCUCAUGUAAA